AAUAACUAAAGCUGGAGAAGAAACGUAGACAGUUGGGCUUUCGAAAAAUACUAUUGCAGCGCGUUUUACCUGUUGGAGAAGAACAUGGAAGAGUACAAGAGUCCUGAGUCGAGCGGAAGUAUACCCGCAAAGCCUCUAUUGUACACAUGUUACCUGCUCGGCGUGGCUGUGGUCUGCACCAAUGAGCCAGCGAUUCUCUUCCAGAGUUACAUGUGGUUCAUGGAACUCGAAAGGACUAGUGGGGCGUUCCCAUUUGCGCUCGUGGUACCCCAAAAGCAAAAGGGGUGGGGAGUCGUUCUGCGCCUUCCACCUGAUCGUGAUGAUACAGUGCACGAGCUCGAGGUGGGCCGAGAUCUAUCUGCCCUCUGCAAACAGAGAUGGAGAUAUGACAGCUGGGCGCGUUUGUGAUGCAGGGUACAGGGUGAUUGUAUGUUAUCUGCAGUGGCCAACCCGC
Paraphaeosphaeria sporulosa is the source of this 454-nucleotide messenger RNA. RefSeq lists its product as uncharacterized. The record is from RefSeq and is a predicted model, not a curated record. Bases 85 to 408 code for a protein of 107 amino acids. NCBI's taxonomy places the organism in Eukaryota, Fungi, Ascomycota, Dothideomycetes, Pleosporales, Didymosphaeriaceae. The transcript has 5 exons.